Amoebophrya sp. A120 is the source of this 1991-nucleotide messenger RNA. NCBI's taxonomy places the organism in Eukaryota, Dinophyceae, Syndiniales, Amoebophryaceae. The record is from the annotation of a GenBank genome assembly.
UUACCUCCACCACUUCGCGGAGGAGCAUCGCGUCUUCCACGGCGAAUACGGCAAGAAGUAUGCUGCGGAGCGAGAGAUGAAAAAUGGACAUGCGUUGGCCAAGAACUGCAAUAUUGCGCUGGAUCUGCUGCUGCCGGAGGACCCGCAAGUGCAACGGGCACGGAACAAGGAGCAGAAGAGUGUUCUCCCGCGUGUAGUAAUGCCGCCCGCUCCUGAAGAGCCAUCCACGGCUGCAUCGACACUAUCCCCGUCGACUCCAUCGGCCAGUCCGGUUGCUUCUUGCGUGUCGGGCGCGACACAAGAACCGUCGACUCGAGAAAGUCUCGCAGAUCAUGAAGAAGAACUGGAUCAUUGUGAACAAAGCUCAUCUAGUUCCAAAGGAGCUCCUCGUCCUGCACCAUCAUCAUCGCCAAACCUCGUUUCAUGUUCAUCUGGAUCUGUUCCCGACACUGAGCACCUCGAAGGUCCUCCCCAUUCCCCCGACGCACCAGCUAGCGAAAAUAAGCCAAACCUGGGGGAAGAAGGAAUUUGCGCUCAGAAAUUCUCGUCAGCAGAACAUGAAGACCAAGAUACUGAGCCAGCCGUGGAACAAGUCGAUGAAAAGCAGGGGCAAGAGGAUGUUCUCGAAGAAGCGAGUAUUGCAGAUGAACAUCAUGAGCAAUGCCACGACAGUACUUCCACCCAACCAGCUGGAGUAGACGAAGCAGCAAGUAAAAACAAGGAUCAGAAUAGCAGCACGGCAGCGCUGCAAAUAAAACCGCAAGCAGCAGCAUCUUCACCUGAGGGCAAGAAAGACCAGAAAAAUGCUAGAAAGACGCCCCCUCCACCAACAGCCAAAGAACUGGCAGAGGCAAAAGCCCGAGCCGCCGCGGAAGAGAAAGCGAAAAGGGAAGCCGCCGAGGCAAGAACGCUGCAAAUUCGACUUCGCGCGGGACGGAAGAUCCGCGAGAGGAACCUGCGAAGCGCGCCGGUGCGGGAGCGCAUCGACCGGAACUCAAGCCGGAACUGGAAAUUUUGGGAUGACGACGAAAACCCUUACGAGUUUGAAGAUCCUGGAUACCCGGUUCCGUGGUCGGAAAUCUUCCAAAUGGGAAAUUUAGGAGCGACCGAGGACGAAAAGCGACACUUGGUGGUGCGCGAGGUACCGAGAAGGGAACGGGUCGCGCCGGUGAAUCAAAAGGCUUUGGACAGGAUGAACCGGAAGUACAAAGCCAUGCAGAAGUGGGAGAUAAACUACAGAAACUGGUGGGUGGAAGCCGAAGAAGAGUACAACAACUCUUACGCCAAUCAACACGACGGCGGUGAACAAAGUUGUGAUGCCGAGGAAGAUGAUGUCCCCUUUUACUCUUUCACCGAGGGCGAAAUCAGAGAGAAGCUCAAGUCAAUGGACUGGUCUGAUCGUCAACUCCGUGCCGAGGCGCGGGAUGCUUUGCUCCGGGACAUUUGGGAUGUGCUGCGACGCUUUUCUGGAAGCAGUAGUGGGACUCCAGUGACAAAAUUAACGAGUGCCACAUCUCCGUCGGCGCCGCCGCAGAGCAAGAAAGCCAAGGGCAAAGGAAAGAACAAGGGUAAAGGCAAGGGAAAAAAAGCUGGCGCUGUUGUUCGUAGUGCACCUGCUCCUGUACGCAAAGUAGAACCAGAACGUCGUCCACCAAAGCGACCACUACCCUGCCUGGAGCAGCUUUACAAGCGGGCCAAGGCAACUGCUAUUAUUACACGCAAGGCACUAGCCGUGGUGCGGGAAAGAACCAAAGCGCGCGAAGUGGAAGAUGGAGUAGAAUUUCCACGCGAAGAUGUUGAAAAGAAAGUGGAUGAAACAGCAGUUGCUGGCAAGAGUAUGGACGAGCUGAAAGAGAUGAUGGCUAACGUCCUGCAGAGGCGACGUGAUAAAGACAACGAGAAAAAACGUGUAGAAGCGGACCGGCAACGAAAGAUUGAACUGUUGGAGAAACUGGUGCACAGCUCCGCCAUGGAACACCGUACACUACGCC